Molecule: messenger RNA, 8043 nt
Organism: Eimeria acervulina
Lineage: Eukaryota; Apicomplexa; Conoidasida; Eucoccidiorida; Eimeriidae
Exons: 6
Coding region: 1-8043 (2680 amino acids)
Source: RefSeq, a predicted model, not a curated record
AUGGGGGGCCCCCAGCCUCAGCUGUAUCCCUGCAGCAUAACGCAUGCAGCAGCUGCUGAAGGAAGUCUAAUUUCCUUCUCUUCGACAUCGCAGACCUUGGGGGCCCCCUCAACAUUAGCUGAUACCCUUACAGACCCUGGGGGCCCCCCAGGGGGGCCCCCAGGAGGGCCCCCAGGGGACCCUCCUCGUAAGGAUUCGUCUGCUGACAGCCAAGACAAUCCGAAUGAAUUGUCUAUUGGGGGGCCCCCUAAGGGGCCCCUCUUACCUUUUGGUGUCAAGGGGGCCCCAGGGGCCCCUGGGGGCCCCCUUGCAUUACCAGGGCCCCCUGGGUGUCCCUUCGUAUCUUCUGGGGCCCCUGGGGGGCCCCUACAAGCCUCCGGGGCCCCUCAGGGGCCCCUCUCAUUCUAUGGGGCCCCUGGGGGCCCCCUACCCUCCUCUGGGGACCCUGAGGUACCUCUUUCAUCCUAUGGGGCCCCUGAGGAGGCCUUCGCAGCGUCUGGGGCCCCUGGGGGGCCCCUCAUAUCGUAUGGGUCCCCUAGGGGGCCCCUCAUAUCGUAUGGGUCCCCUAGGGGGCCCCUCAUAUCCUGUGGGGCCCCUGGGGGGCCCCUCAUAUCCUGUGGGGCCCCUGGGGGGCCCCUGCUAUUCUCAGAAGGCGUUGAAGGAGCCCUCUCAUCCUCAGAGACAGUUGAGGGGCCCCUGUUAUGUGGUGGGCUCCCUGAAGGGCCCGAGAGGUUAGCAGGGGCCCCUGAAUAUGCUGAAGAGAGUAGGGGCCCCUCUUUAGGUUCUGCAUAUGAUGAAAGCUGUUUGUUGCAGCAGUAUGAUGAUGAAAGUAAUAGGAGAGAAGAAUACUUAGAGGGACUAUUCAGCGUUAAUGGCAGCAGCGCAGUGUAUGGGGGAUGUCGUAGUACAGCGCUCUUCUCAGCUUCAUUGGGGCAUCAAUUUGUCUCCUUUUACAAAGGCAGAGAGCAGCAACUGUGCUGGGCCUUGCUUCUCUCGUCUUUGCCCUCUUUGUAUGGAUGCUCUUCUAUGCGGAGCCCAAAGCCACCUCCUCAAGCAAACCCUAAGGAGACUCCUAGCAGGUUUGGCGUGCAGGAAAGGAGACGCAAGGGUUUAGAUGUUAAGGCCCCCGUGUGCUGGGGCUAUCACUGCAGCGGCUCUCUCACAGCUAAUGAGAUAGGGUAUUAUGAGAGUCUGUUGGCUGGGUGCGGGCAGAUGGCUGACUAUGGGUGUCUCUUAGUGUCUCUCUUCUGUCUCCUUGUCUCCAUCUGUCUCCUUCAUUGUCUCUGCCUCCUUUACUCUUUCUGUCUCCUUUACUCUCUCUGUCUCUCUCCUUUAGGGAAACCCACAAGGAGGGGGCCCCUCAUGGGGGCCCCAAAAGAGGGUACUACCCACAAGGAGAAUUCACAGCAAGGGGCCUCCAAACAGGGGGCCCCCAAUGAGACAGCAGACCAGGGGCCCCCCAAGGAGUCUUCAGACCAGGGGGCCCCCAAACAGGGGGCCCCCAAGCAAGGGGCCCCCAAAGAGGGGGUCCCCAAGGAGGGGGCCCCCAAGGAAGGGGCCCCCAAGGAGGGGGCCCCCACAGAGAGGGCCCCCAAGGAGGGGGCCACCAAGGAAGGGGCCCCCAAGGAGGGGGUUCCCAAAGAGAGGGCCCCCAAGGAGGGGGCCCCCAAAGAGAGGGCCGCCAAGGAGGGGGCCCCCAAGGAAGGGGCCCCCAAGGAGGUGGCCCCAGAGGGGGGGGCCCCCAUUGGGGGAGCCCCGAAGGAGGGGGUUCCUAAAGAGGGGGCCCCCACGGAUGGGAACCCCCAAACCCUGGAUCCUGAGGAGGGGGGCCCCCAUGAGGUAGCCCCUAUAGAAGGGGGCCCCCUGGAGGGGCCCCGCCAAAACGGCGUUUGUGAAGGAGGGGCCCCCAGAGAGGAGACAGGUGAAGUGAGGGGGACCCUAGACGUGGCUGCAGCAAAGGGGCCCCCUCAUGGGGGCCCCCCUCCUCAGGAUCUAGGGUUUGGGGGGCCCCCUGCUAUAAGAAAGGGGGCCCCUGAGAAGGAGACAGAGACAGCUGGUAGAGCGAAGAAGGAUACAGUUUUCUAUCAAGGUGUCUGCACACGGAGGGGGCGGUCGCAUAGUGAGACACCUUCUUCGCUUUCUUCCGGGCGCCCCGCGGUGCUUCGAUAUGGGCGUCAGGCUGCUGGAGCAGGAGGAGCAGCAGGAGGAGCAACAGAAGCAGCACCGGUGGCAGCAGCAGCAACAGCAGCAGCAGCAGCAGCAGCCCGGGGUAGGGGGACCCCCCGUCAGGAGGGCCUAAGAGGUGCAGGAAGCUCUAAAAGCAGCAAACGGUUUUCUCAUCUGGGGUGGGGACGCCCCUUUGAUUGGCAUGCAGUGUUUGCUGCUGCAGGGGUGGACCUGUGCGAGGACCAGUGGUCUCUGCUGCAGUGGGGUAGCCGCAGCAGCAGCAGCAAACCGCAGUCGCUGCACCAGCUGCUGCUGCAGAGCAACCGCUGCUGCUGCAGCGAAAGCGAAAAAGCAAAACGGCAGCAAGCAAAGGACAAACUGAAGAACAUGCAGCAGUUGCUGCAGCGCCUGCAACACGAGGCCGCACAGCAGCAACAACAGCAGCAACAGCAGCAGCAACAGCAGCAACAGCAGCAACAGCAGCAGCAGCAACAAGAACAGCAGAAACAACAGCAGCAAGAGCAGCAUCAGCAACAGGAACAGCAGCAGCAGCAGCAGCAACAGCAGCAAGAGCAGCAUCAGCAACAAGAACAGCAGCAGGAACAGCAGCGUGCAAACGUUGACCCAAACUCUGCUGCUGCACCUUAUAAGGCCUCUGUCCCCGAUAUGAGCCCAGCUGUCUCCUCUGGUGUCUAUACACCUCUCGCUGGUGCAGGAGACAGGGGCCCCUGGGGCCCUCAAGGAAGGAUGGAGGGUACUGGGGUCCCCUUGGGGGGCCCCACAGCAGAAGAAGGGGGAGGGGGCUCAGCUGCACUGCAUACAGAAGCAGCAGAGGGUGUGGCGUGCAAAAAGGAGUCAGAUGAGGCUUCUGCUGCUGCUGUUGCUGCUGCUGCUGCUGCUGGUGGCGCCGUUGCUGCAGAUCCUUUGAAACUCCGAAAGUCCCUGAAGGCGACGGCCAAAGCUGCAGGUGGUGCUGCUGCUGCUUCUGCUGCUGCUGCUGCUGCUGCUGCUGCUGGGGGUUCCCCCCCAGGAACAAUGCUGCUGCCGCGGCUAAGACGUCGACGGGGGCCCCUGAGGGCCCCCCGUCGCGCUUGGGGGGGCCCCCCUGCUGAAGAAGAGAGCAGCAGCAGCUCAGAUGCCCCGGGCCCAGACACGCAGUGUCUCCGUGUGGUGCGCGCAGCAGACCCUAAGAGACUGAGGGCCUCUCUGGUUUGCUGCAGCAUUGAUAAACCCUGGUUCGACUGUAUAGAGGAGCAUCUUGCAGUUGUCUCUCCUGAGGCCUCGCGCAAGAAGAAGGGGGCCCCUCAGGGGGGCCCCCGUCUCCUUAACAGCAAAGGGGCCCUAAGAGAGAACGCCGAAGCAGCAGCAGCAGCAGCAACUUCCAUGCGCCCAGGGGCAAUCAACUAUGCGCUGCGGCAGCCGCUGCAACAGAAGCCGCAGCAGCAGCAGCAGCAGCAGCAGCAGAAGCAGAGAGUGAAUACCCAAAGGGGGGGGGCCCUACCCGAAACUGGCCCAGGGGGGCCCCCAACGAAGACCCUGAGGGGAUCCGUAGUUGAAGUUCCAGCAGCAGCAGCAGCAGCAGCAGGAUCAGCAGCAGCAGAGGAGGGAUGCUUGCCCUUAGGGAGGGAGGCUCCCUACCGACUCCGUUCGGCGGCCCCCAAGGCCCCCUCUACAGCGUACCCAGGGGCCCCCAAUGUGGCCACCAAUGGGGCCCCCAGUAGUACCCUCAAGGGGGCCCCUAGUAGUACCCUCCAGGGGGCCCCGAAUGGGGCCCCGAAUGGGGCCCACAUUAGUACCAAGGGGGCCCCCAGUAGUAUCUCCAGGGGGGCCCCUUGUAGUACCCCCCAGGGGGCCCCCUCGGCCCUAAGAAGAAGUCUUUCUAAGGGGGCCCCCAAAGUGCCCUCAUUGUGGCUGAGGAGGGCCCGACAGGCGCAGCAGCAAGAGGAGCCUGUUGCUGUUGUUGAGUUUCAACGCAUGUGGCCUAUCUUCGUUCGUCUCCCCCCACGAUCCCGAUCCCGAUCCCGAUCCCAAGGGGACGGACCCCACAAAGAAGGUACAGGAAGUGAAGGGGCCCCCAACUUGGGGGCCCUACAGGGCAGGGGCCCCUCCUCCGGGGCCUCUGAAGGUGUAGAGGGUUCAGCGGAGUUGCAGGGGGCCCCUAGGGGCAGCAGCAGGGGCCCCCGUCAGAGGGCCCCUGGGGCCCCUGAAGACGGGGAGAGCCCUGUGUUGCUGCUGGGGGUCUUAAUUGAGGGCUUUCAUAUGCCGCUGCCGAAGCAAAAGGACUUGGAACAGAUAGUGCAGACAGUUACUGACUUGGCUUCGGGGAGGCUCGCAGCAGCAACAGCAGCAACAGCAGCAGCAGCAGCAGCAGCUGGGGGUGAGCAGCAGCAGCAGAAGCACGGGGGCCCCACAGACACCGCGACAGAGGUGCCCCCCGGAACAGAAAGCUGCAACAGGAGACAGCUGAACCCGCAGCAACGAGGAGACAGAAGAUCACAUACACCCUACCCACGAACAGAUGCCCUAACUGCCGCAGCAGCAGCAACAACAGGAGCAACAGGAGACACAACAGCAACAGCAGCAGCAACAACAGCAGCAGAAGGCGUAGAGCAGGAGGACAACGCUUAUAGCAACGGUAGCUGGGUCCGGGGGGGCCCCCCAGUUGUUGAGGGGGCCCCCCUGGUGGGCCCUGCUGACCCCAUAGACAGUACUGGGGGCCCCUCUCAGGGGCCCUGCAGCACUUCAGGGGCCCCCACUACGGCUAGCGGAGGCGAGACGCAGAGUAGAGGGCCCCCUGAUGUUUGCUGCAGUGCAUUAAACGGCUUUGCUGAGGAUGGGGGCCCCCCUGUGUCUUCUUAUAAGAGCAAUAGAAGGGCCCUUGGAGUAUGCAAGGAUCCGGGGGCCCCUCAGGGUAUCUUUGAGGGGGUAUCGUUUGCUGCUGGCGUCGCUGCAGCAGCAAGACCUGCUGCAGAGGCACAGCCAAACGAGAGUGCUGCUGCAGAGGGGCCCCCAGCUCGUGAAGGGGCCCCCCGUACCCUCACUCCUGCUGCAGGGGAGGGGGCCCUACUGGUAGAGGGAAGGAGGGGGGCCCCCGUGGGCCCUGGGGGCCCCAAAGACUUUUGUAGCAGCUACACAAUAGUAGAUGAACCCUUUUCUGCUUCGAGGGUUGCUGCAGCAGCAGCAGCUACUGCGGCUGCUCCUGCCUGCGUCGCUCCCACUGCUGCUGCUGCUGCUGCUGCUACUGCUGCAGCUGCUGCUGCAGAACGCAGGGCGGCUGCUCAAGGGAGACAGCGCCUGCAGCAACGCCGGCGGUGGGCCCGAGCUAUCCCUCGCAUGCGGAGACAGGGGGCCCUAAAGAGACAGUUUGGGGGGGGGCCCAUCGCAUGCAUGCACACCCCUUGCUGCUGCUUCCCAGACCCUCAGCACUCGCCUGUUACCCGGGGGGCCCUGGGGCCCCUCUUGAGGCCCCCUAAGGGACAGCAGAAGGAGACACUUAGUGAAGAUGCGCUGCUGCAGCAGCAGCUGAAGGAGACGCAGCAGCAAUUGAAAAGAAUCCAGGACUUCCUUCGCCGACGGCGUGAGAAGCAACGCAAGCUGCAGCAGCAGCAGCAGCAGCAAGAGCAACAGCAGCAGCAGCAGCAGGCGUUGAGUUGCUUUGGGGAGACACUCAAGCUUGAGGAUGGAUUGUGCUGCAACGGCUAUUUAUUGAGGAGACGGCAGGUGUCUCCGUCCUUAGCUAAACAAAAACAAGAAAAUAAAACAGAGACAUUUAGAAGACCAGCAACACAUCCAGACAUAUCUACUAAUGUGGGGCGCCUAAGAGGGGCCCCUGUGGGGCCCCCUGGGGGCCCCCUUAAGGGAGACCUUGGGGGGCCCCCUGGGGGCCCCUCUGAGGGAGACCUUGGGGGGACCCCUGGGGGCCCCCUCAGGGGGGCCCCCAAGGCCCCCCUGAGUGGCGAUAGGUGUAUGAUGACAGUAAGGGCCCCUGGAUUGCUGCUGAAGCGGCUACGUUUACGUUCGAUUGAUGCAUCUCCUGAAAGGAGACAGUUGGAGGUGAAGAGACACCGCAGCGGGUGCAUGCAAGAGCAGGAGACAAGAGAAGAAAGAUAUAGAAGGAGACAGCUAAUGAAGAGGGAGAGGCUUGAAGGAGACAAUCAACUAUCUAUAUCUCUUCUUGAGGCCAAUCCAAAACAGCAGCAGAAGCAGCAGCACUCCUCUGACCCUCCGCCCCAGCAGGAAACAGCACAGUCGACUUCUGCUGCUGCUGCUGCUGCGGAUGCUGAUGCUGCUGCGGUGGAGGCAACGGCAGCAGCAGCAGCAGCAACAGGUGGGGCCAUAGCAACUGCAUUUCACAAGGAGGGGAAUCUUGCACAGUCUCAGCCUGCCGUUGCUGCAGCAGCAGCUCCUGAAGCAGCAGCAGCAGCAGCCCCUGUAGCAGCAGCAGAAGCAGCUCCUGAAGCAGUGGCAGCACCAGCUCCUGAAGCAGCAGCAGCAGCGGAACCAGCUCCUGGAGCACCAGGAGCGGAUCCAUCUCCUGAAGCAGCAGCAGCCGAAGAAGCUGCUGAAGCAGCAGCAGCAGCGGAAGCAGCUCCUAGUGCAGAGGCUUCUUUUGUUGCAGUUGAGUCUAAGGAGCUGCUGCUGCCGAUGAUGCUGUCCCCAAGGGUCUCCUUUGAUGCUGACGAGGGGUCUCUUCCUCGCCUAGACAGAGAACCACUUGCUGCUGCUGCUGCUGCAGCAGCAGCAGCAGCAAACAGGAAAGGAAGCGGCUGCUCUGCAAUGAAUAGUGUUGAGCUGCUGCACGCUGCUGACUCACAAACAAGCGGAGACAAAGGGGGGCCCCAAGGAGAGACAGAAAGGAGACAGUUGGCGCUGCUGCUGAGGGGCAGCAGCGAAAGCUCUGAUGCAGCAGAGGGACGCCAGACAUGUUUAGCAACUGCAACGGCAGCAGCAGCAGCAGCAGCAGCAGCAGAAACAGCUGCAGAACACCAAGGGACAUGGGAGCAAUCGGAGUCAGACAACAGCCCUACAGAGAAGCAGGAGACAGCAACACGAACCGGUGUUGCUGCUGGUGCUGCUGCUGCAAUCACUGCAGCAGGCCCAGCAGCAGCAGCAGCAGCAGCAGAAGCAGCAGAAACAGCAGGAGAGACAGUAGAGGGAUACGCCCCACAGACCUUCAAACUGUCCCAUCCAGCUGCAAACUCCAGUGCCAACGCUACCCCUGCUGCUGCUCCUGCUGCUGCUGCUGCUGUUGCACUGACAACCGAUGGAGCGACAGCUGCAGCAGAUACAGAAGCAGCUGCGGCUGCUGCACCGCCCAUGCCCUCUCUGGCACCCCUCGUGGAUCAGUGCAGCGCAGCAGGGGCCCCGCAGCAGCUGCACGCACCAUCCGCACAGCGCAUGCAGUCGCUGCAGCAGCAGCAGCAGCAGCAAGAUCAGUCGCAGGAGCAGCCCACAUCACAGGCAGCAAACACGGUGGGUGUCUCUGGGGUGUAUAUGCAGCAGCAGAAGAUAGAGCAGCCUUCGAGCGCCUCCUUCCUAAGGCAGCAUCAGAAGACGAAAUCUGCCGCUACUGCAACAGCAGAAGGUGCUGCUGCUGCUGCUGCUGCUAAUGAGUGUUGCGGCUCUGCAGCGGUGCCGCAUAAGAUGGUGGGUCGGAAGUGUGAGGGAAAGGUGCAGCAUCUGCAUGCACGAGGUGCUGCUGCAGCUGCAGCAGCAGCUCCUUCUGCUGCUUCUUCUUCUGCUGCUGCAGCUGUUCGCUGCCCGUUGGGGGCCCCCAAAAGGGCCUCCAAAGGGGCCCCCAAAGGGGCCCCCACAGUGGCCCCCAAAGGGGCCCCCACAGGGGCCCCCACAGCCACAGGUUCUGGUGGCAAUGCUUGA